AUGCACAGUGUUCCGGUAUUGGACAGGAAAAUGGAUGAAAUCAGACGUGAAACCAGCAAAGACCCCGAUCUACAAGUGCUAAUAGAAACCAUCGUCAAUGGAUUUCCAAAUACUAAGUCAAAGUGUUCGUCAGUCGUCCUGGAGUACUGGAACAUCCGGGAUGAACUGAGUGUUGUAGGUGUGAUCUUGAGGAACAAUCGGGUAGUGAUUCCGAGGAGUCUCCGAAAGGAGAUGUUAGUGAAAAUUCACUCGUGGCAUUUGGAUAUAGCUAAAUGCAGGCUCCAAGCACGUCAGGUAAUGUACUGGCCAGGCAUGAACCAGUGUGUUGAGGAAAUGGUGCAGUCAUGCUCAACGUGUGCGAAACACCGGUCAAAACAGGCAUCAGAACCUUUAAACCCUCAUCUUGUGGUGGAGUAUCCUUGGGAAAAGGUCGGCGUUGAUAUUUGCCAUGAAAUACACGUCUUUAGUGACAAUGGUACCAAUUUUAUGUCAAGUGAGUUUCAAGAGUUUGCUAGGAACUAUGAUUUCAAGCAUACUACAUCCAGUCCCAACUUUCCACAGUCAAAUGGGCUGGCUGAGGAAAGUGUGGGCAUUGUGAAAAGUCUUCUCAAGAAAUCGCGAGAGGACGGAAGUGAUUUCUACAUGAACUACAGAACUACACCAUUAAAGCAUGGAAAAUCACCGUUUGAGCUUCUCCAUGGGAGAAAAGCCAGGUCAAAUCUUCCCAUCGUUGACAGUCAACUGUUGGUCAAGUCACAGUCGUCAGAACAGUUUAGAAAGGAAAAGUUUGCAGAUAAAGUCAGGCAAAAGUUCUACUAUGACAAAAAUGUUCACGAAUUAUCCCCUUGGAUCGCGGGAACACUGAGGAUCCGUGACAGUCGUGAAAGUACAUGGUCAACAAAGGCUGUAUUCCGUGAGGAAGUAUCCCCGAGGUCAUACCUGGUCGAAACUGAUGCUGGAAACACAUAUCGUCGAAAUCGAAAAGACAUUCUGAAAUGUGUGGAACGUGAAACGGUAACAAUACCAGACACCGAUGGUAAUUAUGUGAUUCAUCCAGAGAUUGAAUUUGAUGAUGGUGACAUUGGAACCCCAGUAAAGUGUGAUGAACCAACUAUAGUGACAAAAUCGAGUAGAACUGUAAGAAGGCCAAAUCGUCUCAUUGAAGGGAUGUAG
Ylistrum balloti is the source of this 1173-nucleotide messenger RNA. RefSeq lists its product as uncharacterized. Gene Ontology annotation, biological process: DNA integration. The coding region runs from base 1 to 1173 and encodes 390 amino acids. NCBI's taxonomy places the organism in Eukaryota, Metazoa, Mollusca, Bivalvia, Pectinida, Pectinidae. The record is from RefSeq and is a predicted model, not a curated record. Gene Ontology annotation, molecular function: nucleic acid binding. The transcript has 2 exons.